UCAACUCCUGAAUAAGAAGGAUUCCUUCUUUAAGAAAUUAUAACCGUCGUUGAAUUAAAAGAAAAAAAAAAUUUUUUUUUCUAAACCGCUGUCACCACUGUUAUGCUUAUAUUUGCACUUGAUAUUAAGGACAUUCGAGUUCAUUCAAGUUGAAGCAUAACUGACUGUUUUAUUUUACUUUCACAAAUAUGUAAGAAUAUCAAAAGAAAGAAAAAGAUAAUAACAAAAAAGGAGAUACGAAAGAAAUAGUCGAGGUAUAGAUGUCAUGGUUGAAUGGAAUAAACCAUAACAGAGGCAGUUGAGUUUUCAGGUUGUCUGGCCGACUCGAUUUACCGCAGUUGAUAGAAAGAAGGAUGACGUAUCGUCAUUUGGUUAUCAUACCAUUUACAUUUUGGACAUUCGUAAUAUCCAGAAAGAGGCUGCAUUUGGACUGUUCUAUGUAAACUAGAUCAAGUGGACCACAAAACAGCGUGUGUUUUUUCUUUUGAACAAGAUGUUACUUUUAACGCCGUAUUAUUCAGCAGAAUUACGAGUUCUUUUCUCGAGUAAACUUGUUUUUCUAUUGGUUUCUCAUAUAUGUAAUACUUGAAACUUGAAUUCAAGUAUUCAACUAUUGAACUGAACUAUUCAAAUUUUAACCUCUCAAGUGUUCUGCGGAUAUUCGGUGGGGAAGCGCGUUUCCCCACCUAACAUACCUUUUAUUUCAGCGUCGCGGCGUGAGGUCGCGAAGCGCCCCCCGAAGCGCCCCCCGAAGAGCCGCGACCCAUGCACGUCUCUGCGUACACCAUUAUUCCUACUCAGUACUUCACAGUAGCACAAGAUUCUCACAUACUUCUUGUAGCAUCCCAGAUAAUGUCUGAAGCAUCUCAACUAAAACCUGUAGUAUCCUAUGGAAUGCUUAUCGUAUCCUAGGGACUAUCUGUAGCAUCCUAGAUAAUGUUUGUAGCAUCCUAUGAAAUACUUGUAGCAUCCUACAGAAUGCUCGAAGCACCAUAGGGAAUACUUGUGGUCUUCUAGAUGAUGCUAGUGACAUUCUCGAGGAUGCUUUUAGCAUCCUAGAUAAUGCUUGUACCAUCCUACGUGAUGCUAGUGACAUUCUCAUGCUUCUUUAACUCCAUUACAUAUUGUUUGUGAUUGUUUAUCAUCAAAUGCAAUCGAUAUUGCUCAACAAUUAUUAGAACAUGGAGCACAUGUCAAUGCAGAAUCAUUACCAGGUGGUCAAGAAUAUUUAUCACUUGCUGAUCCAUCAGUUAUCGGUACAUAUAGAAUAAAUGACUCUGUUCCACAUGGUCGUACUCCUUUACAUAUAAUAUGCACACGUGAAGCAACAGAAGAUAUAUUAUCUCUAGUUCUUCUACUUCUUGAACAUCAUGCUAAUCCAAAUGCUGUAUGUAAUGGUCGAACAUCACUUUCACUUGCUAUCAUUCUUGUAAAUGAACGUUUAGUUGAUUUACUUAUCAAUCAUGAAAUAACAGAUCCAUCGACUUCACUCGGACUAGGAAAUGGAAAUGUGUUAUGUACUAUUUUAUCAACAGUUCAAAAAUCUCAAUGGGCUUAUGCUAAACGAUUAGAAUUAGUAUGUAAAGAAUCGAUAAAAAAAAAUUUGCUUAAUUUAUAUUUUAUUUGUAUUUUAAAUUGA
Molecule: messenger RNA, 1639 nt
Organism: Rotaria sordida
Lineage: Eukaryota; Metazoa; Rotifera; Eurotatoria; Philodinida; Philodinidae
Source: the annotation of a GenBank genome assembly